This is a messenger RNA of Paralichthys olivaceus (Japanese flounder), 5690 nucleotides long. It is a transcript of the gene gna13b, whose product is annotated as guanine nucleotide binding protein (G protein), alpha 13b. The record is from RefSeq and is a predicted model, not a curated record. Lineage: Eukaryota; Metazoa; Chordata; Actinopteri; Pleuronectiformes; Paralichthyidae. Gene Ontology annotation, biological process: adenylate cyclase-activating G protein-coupled receptor signaling pathway; Rho protein signal transduction. Gene Ontology annotation, cellular component: heterotrimeric G-protein complex; brush border membrane. Gene Ontology annotation, molecular function: GTPase activity; guanyl nucleotide binding; D5 dopamine receptor binding.
GACAAUUAUAAUGUACUUUAUCAAAAUAGAGUUGUGGAGUUACAGACCUUCUCUAAUAGUAACAGGUAAAUAGGAGCAUGGGUUAAAGCGUGGGCGCGCUCACGUAGACCGUCGUGAGCGCGCCUCGAUCACCACUGUACCUCUGAUUUGUGCUGGAUUCAAGUGUGUUGGAUAAACCGCAGUUAUGAUUUGGAGCAGAUAAACUCCUCAUGUAACAAUAAAUGCAAAAACAAAAAGAGGUUCCUCUGUAACCUCGGACUUUAUAUGUUAAACACAUAUUAUUCGAUUGACGUGUUUAAAAUGUUGAAUUAACGAAAUCACACAUCCAAACUCCAGGAAGAUGUAAUCGGCGUGGUAACGGGACAUAUGACAAUUUGGCUUUUUUUUUUAAUUGUGUAAAUUAUUUUGUGAAGCCAGAGUGUAGUGGAUCGGAACAUGUGAAUGUCUUUCUGAAAAAACAGAGCCAGUGUAAAAGUUGAGCUCGAGUUCAGCUGGAGGGUGAAGGUUGAGGUGACCGCUGUGCUGCGUGGAUUCCUACGACACGUGAACGCAGCAGCGGGCAGGGCCGAGCAGCCUCUAGUCCUCCUCUGUCUGUAUCGAUGAAGUUGUUUCAAAGAUGGCGGAUUUCCUGCCGUCCCGCUCCCUGUUAUCUGUAUGUUUCCCCAACUGUCUCCUCACGAGCAGCGAGGCAGAGCAGCUGCGGAAGUCCAAGGAGAUAGAUAAGUGUAUCCAUCGAGAUAAGACCUAUGUGAAGCGGCUGGUGAAGAUCCUGUUACUUGGAGCGGGCGAGAGCGGCAAGUCCACUUUCCUCAAGCAGAUGCGCAUUAUCCAUGGGAAGGACUUCGAUCAAAAGGCCAAGGAGGAGUUCCGAGCCACGAUUUAUAGUAACGUUAUUAAAGGUAUCCGAGUGUUGGUGGAUGCUAGAGAGAAGCUACACAUCCCAUGGGGCAACCCGUCUAACCGGAGGCACGGAGACAACAUGAUGGCGUUUGACACCCGGUCAGCGAUGGCUCACGGUCACGGCAUGGUGGAGCCCAAAAUUUUUCAGCACUACUUGCCAUCCAUAUUUGCCCUGUGGGCUGACAAGGGCAUCCAGAAUGCCUACGACCGCCGCAGGGAGUUCCAGCUGGGGGAGUCCGUCAAGUAUUUCCUGGACAAUUUGGAAAAGCUCGCGCAGUCGGACUACCUCCCCAACCAGCAGGACAUCCUCCUGGCCAGAAAACCCACUAAGGGCAUCCACGAGUACGACUUUGAGAUCAAGAACGUGCCCUUCAAGAUGGUGGACGUAGGUGGUCAACGCUCUGAAAGGCGGCGCUGGUUUGAAUGCUUCGACUCGGUCACUUCCAUCCUCUUUCUUGUCUCCUCCUCAGAAUAUGAUCAGGUGCUGAUGGAAGACCGACAAACCAACCGGCUGAGCGAGUCCCUCAACAUUUUUGAGACCAUCGUCAACAACCGAGUUUUCAGCAACGUCUCCAUCAUUCUGUUCCUGAACAAGACAGACCUGCUGGAGGAGAAGGUGAAGCAGGUGUCCAUCAAAGACUACUUCCCUGAGUUCUCGGGUGACCCCACAAGCCUGGCAGACGUCCAGCGCUUCCUGGUGGAAUGCUUUCGCAAAAAACGCCGCGAGCAGCAGCAGAAGCCGCUCUACCACCACUUCACCACGGCCAUCAACACUGAGAAUAUCCGUCUGGUGUUCCGUGACGUCAAGGACACCAUCCUUCACGAUAACCUCAAGCAGCUAAUGCUGCAGUGAAGGGACUGACCAGGAGGAGGGAGGGAGGGGUGAAGGCAAAUGAAAAGUGGAUGUCAAGGUGCCUUUUUCCUUACCCGCCCCCCACCGCCGGCCUGUUAACGGACCAGGCAGUGUCACUUUUGAACUUUGACUGUGUAUUAAAGCCACCACUACUACCGCCAUUCCCCCCAUCCACCCCCCCACGCUUGCUCUCUGCCUUACUGAGCUUGUUCACUGUGACUUAUAACGGCUGCUUUUGACUCAGAGCUCCGAUCACCCUCUGACCCUUAAAACCACUGUAAAUGACCUCUGCCCCCUGGUUCCACACUCUACAGUGGACCUUGCCGACCUUCUAUGGUAUAUCCUCCCUGUAUGUUUUGCUCUGAUUCACAUCCUUACACUGUCCCUUUAAUUCCAUGCUGCUCUGACCACUGUUGAUGGGGAUUGGGAGGGGCUUGUUUGAAACUGGCGUCGCUGAGUAGCGGUUAAAGCCACCUGCAGGCGCCGGCGAUGUCAGCAGCUCUGUUGCCAGAUGUCGCCUUCCUUUUGCAGAACAGACCUUUUGUUUUUUUUGUUGGGUUUACAUCUGCUUUCCGCCGGAGCUUAAUCAUGACAUCACCAGGCUGGGGUGGGGUUUUCUUCUGAGAGCAGUGAAACAGGAAAGAACAGAACACACACGCACACACGCACACACACACACACACACACACACACACACACACACACACACACACACACAGAUAGGAAGUCCACUAGUUUUCUAAUCAUUUAGUUUCUUUUUCUAGUCUAUGAAUAUACUGUAUGUACCUAUGCAUUUUCCUUUAACUUAUAUUUUAUGAGGGUUUACACAUGUGGAUGGGUGACUGCUGAUGGACUCUGUUACCAUUAGUUUUGGGGAUGAGAGAGCACAAACAAACACAAUAAACCACCGUGCCAUCAGGCUAGAUAGUGCAGGGUUCAUCAUGACGCAUCAUAUUUAAGUUAUUCUCAGGGCACAUCGUAAACCACUUCUCUGUGAUUUGAAGCCAGAGCCCUGCCUAUGCCCCUCCACAAGUCAAUUAUUACAGGGUCUUUUCACUGUGUGUCAGCAGAAAAGACUGGUCUGAAAAACUGUGGCCAUUUUCAACCUGGAACCCAUUUUACCAUCAGGCUCUGGACUAUAAGAAGCUGGUGACCCACUUUCCUUCCUGGUAUUAACUUGUGAUCUGUACGUGGCCGACCACAGAUGUUUACAUUUACAUCUGACAUGAAGUCAUGUUGUUACCCACAUUCCUUUGAUUUCUCUUUGAUAAGAAAUCAGAGUUUUCAACCAAGAUGUCAACAUUUUAUGGUUUCAAAUGUGGGGACUUGUGUGUCUUAAUCUAAUUUAGUGAACUGAAUAUUCUUUGUAUGAAGAAAACAAGACAUGAGAUGACAUCAGCUUUCAUGAAUCGAUAACGAUGUUAAUCAUUAUUUUCCAGUGGCUAAUUAAAGCCUCACCCAGCAUAACCUGGGUAGACUAGCAGCAUUAAUAAAUCUAUUCAUCAUACACAUAACAUAAACAGGUCUCAUGCUAAUACCAAGAAUACACUGCGUCUGUUGUGCUUUCAUUGGAAAAUCCUUUUUUUCCUUUUUGGGGCAAACAAUGCACAAGUUUAAGCCUGAAAUGACAUCAGUCAUAAUGUAGUUUAAAUGUUGGUGCUGUUGAGAUGCUUUGGCCAUUUAGUUAAUGGCUGGUGAUGGAGGAGGUGAUUAAGGUUGAAAAUGGCCAUAUUUAUUCUCUAGCCCUGUGGAAUCUCACAUCCAAGCCUGCAUGUCUUAUCUUUCCAUUUGAUCUUACCACCUUAGGUGUAUAAUUCAAGGAGUGAGGAGGUGGCUCAACCUCUGGUUUGCUGUCUGAGAAGGUACCUGUUGAUCCUGUCCGUCUUUGCCCUCCACACACCCUGACCUAAAAAGCAAAGGGAUAAGACCAGCCUGUAUGUUCCUGGACGCUUUCACUGCAGUAUACAGGUUAUGUGUAGUUCACAUUGUCCUCUUAGCUAAUUUUCUAAUGUCUAAUUCGCUGUAAUGAAUCUCACACCAACCUCACUCUCAUCUUGAAGAGUUGAUGUAACGCCUCCACAUAGAUGUCUAAGUACGAGUGGGGUUCUUUUGGAUGGUGUUAAUUUAAAACUAAAACAGACAUCUGGUGGCUCGUGUUGAUGCCCCAUUAAUCUGCCUCCUCCAGUUGUGUCCAGAGCAUGAACACCUCCAGGUAGCUGGUUCCACUGGUUCAUGCUAACACUUCAGCAGAUGUUAAUGGGUGCUAAUAAGGUAAUACCACAAGCCCCUAAUGUCAUGAAGAUGGCCUGUGGUUGAGCUGUUGUGUCUCCCCCAUCAACAGAAAUGCUCAUAUUGUUUAAGCUCACAGUCUAGUGUCUGUGUGGGAACACAGACGUUCCAAUAUAAACCAGCCCAGCUACGUCGCAAUUUUUGAACUCUUUCUAGUUGUAGUUGGAAAUGGCAGCUAAUCACUGAAAAGACUGAAUGAUGCCCUGUUUCUCCUGUAACAUGCCCCUGUGAUCCCACAGACACGGACACUCCCGCCUCCUCUGACAGGUGGUUACACAUGAUGUCUUACCCCGUGUCUACACUGGAUGUGUCUCGGCCCCCUUUAGUCUUCUGUCUCAGUUUGAUUUUGCACAGGGUCGUAACAGCUCGAGUUUGACUCGUUUAACUUGUGGAACAUAGUGAGCCUUUAAGAGGACGUGAGGCAAAGCCAGUUUGUUGAGCUGCACCAACACGACUAAAGGUUUUAUUCGUGUCUUUUUAGAGGCUGAGUAAUAACCCAACUACUGUCAAUUACAUGCCCUUGAUGGUUUUUUUAAAUUCCAACCCUAAUCAAGAGUUUAACUCUGAUAUACAAGUUUAACAUGACCAUCAGAGAGUGUACAUAAUGCUUGGCUCUGUAAUUAAGUUACUGUAACUCAAGGAAAGUGGAUUUAGUCUUUUAAAGACCCAAGCAACCAGUGUAGCUGCACAUUUUACCUUUUGUUUUUUUAAUUCACUUUACAUAUUGUUAUCCAGAGAUCCACUGUCGUUAACCCAUGUCUGAGCAUGUAUCAGCCAAACAGUAAUGCAGACAUCAUGGUCACUGUGAUGUACUAACAUGAAGCCAAAAUCUCUCGGAUAUAGUUGCUACAAUUUUGAGCUGGUGAUGUCAUGCGGAGUCUAUGCAGUAGUAGCGACUGCAGAGUGGGGCCACGUCAUCGAGGUCUCACCCAUACAUUUGCCCGACCAAUCACAAGUCAGUCAUGACGUCUCAUUUGGUUUUUAUUCCUCUGCGCCUGGAACAGGCAGUGGGAGCGUCAUGUUUUUUAGGUUGUACAUCUGUCAAGAAAGCCUUGUUUUCAAAUUUGCUAACCUGGACUCAAGGAUGACAUGAUUAGAUUGUGGUGGUCAAAGGUCACAGUGACAUUUAAACGAUUCUGGGGGGAAAAAUGGUGUAGAUGGAAACUGCAAUGGGUGGUGGAGGCAUACAACCACAGUGCGGUAUUUCUAGUUUUUAUAGCAUCAAAUAAUAAAUUAAAACCAAACUUCUCAGUAACACGAAUCAACAGUAUGAUAAGAACUACCUAAAAUAACAGACACAUCUUUUAUUGUGCAUGUGCUUUGACUUAGUUUGAUCCACGUCCUAUACUGCAGCCAGCCACUAGGGGGAUGUUCCAGAUAUUUGUGCUGCUCUUAAGGUAGCUGUCAUGUCUUCCAUCAAUAGUCAUUGGAAUACACAGUUGAAAUGUGUUUUGGGAUUUUGAUACUGUGUCAAAAUGAAUGGAAGCCAAUAGGAAUUGUAGUCUGAUUUGUAAUUUAGUCUCAGACUACGAAUGGCAUCAACAGGCAUCAAGGAGCAUGUGUCAAUCUACAAAAUCUAACAUCAGCAGUUGCUGCUUCAGCAGCUCACGUCACAGAUGAUUAGUCUUCUCUUCUCUGGGUCCCACAC